Molecule: messenger RNA, 2538 nt
Organism: Sorghum bicolor (sorghum)
Lineage: Eukaryota; Viridiplantae; Streptophyta; Magnoliopsida; Poales; Poaceae
Product: pentatricopeptide repeat-containing protein At1g28690, mitochondrial
Exons: 3
Coding region: 146-1711 (521 amino acids)
Biological process (GO): RNA modification
Molecular function (GO): protein binding; RNA binding
Source: RefSeq, a predicted model, not a curated record
AUGUGGCCGGUUGGCCCAUACGGCCCAACAACCCAAUUAUCCCCUGCGUGUGCGUCGCCCUGACACUACCGCGCCGCCGCGACGCCCGCCGGCCGGCGACGAGCCUCCGUGCCAGCUGAGAGAAACAGACGAGCAGGGUCCAGAAAUGUCAGCUCAGCCUCAGAGAAACAGGGCCCCCGCGACCCACCCGUGCGCUGGCUCGCUGGCACCGCGCGUCCCACGCCACCUCCGCACAGCCGCCGCGCUCGCGGCCGCGGUGCAGGGCCUCAUCGACGCGUCCCCGCCGCGGGCCGAGGCGCAGACGCUCCACGCGCAGCUCCUCGCGUCAGGCCUUACGGGAAGCGCUGACCUCUCCGUCAAGCUCCUCGUGCUGCACCUCCGGUGCGGCUCCCUCCACAACGCCCGCGCCGUGUUCGACGGGAUGCGGACCCCGACCCGCGCCGCGCACAACUACCUCGUCGCGGGAUACUUCCGGCGGGGCCGCCCCGCGGAGGCGCUCGGGGUCGUGCGGCGGCUCGCGGCGUCCACGGGGCGGCUGGACGUCUUCGCCCUGUCUAUGGCGCUGAAGCUGUCCGCGGCGCUGGCUCUGCCGGGCGUCGUGGCCAGGGAGGUCCACGCGCGCGUGCUGAGGUCCGUCGCACAGUCCGACGAGAUCCUGUUCGCGGCCCUGGUGGACGCCUACGUGAAGAGCGGGUCGCUUGCGUACGCACGCCGGGUGCACGGCGCCAUGCCCGUGCGGAGCGUGGUGUGCUCCACGGCCCUGGUCGUCGGGUGCAUGAAUGAAGGCCUGUUCGAGGACGCCGAGGCGAUAUUCGAGGAGAUGGAGGGGAAGGACGUCGUCGCAUACAACGCCAUGGUGGAAGGGUACAGCAAGACAGAGGAUACGGCAGAGGGCUCGCUUGAGGUGUUCAAGGCGAUGCAGCAAGCAGGGUUUCGGCCCACGGUAUCGACAUUUGUGAGCGUGCUCGGGGCCUGCUCACUCUUGUCUUCGCCAGAGCUUGGCGAGCAGGUGCAUUGCCAGGGGAUGAAGAGCGGCCUAGUCUUGGACAUCAAAGUUGGAAGUGCUCUGGUAGACAUGUAUGCCAAGUGUGGCCGGGUGGAAGACGGCCGUAGGAUCUUCAACCAGAUGCCAGAGAGGAAUGUGAUCACCUGGACUUCGAUGAUCGACGGGUAUGGGAAGAACGGCCUCUCUGAGGAGGCCCUUCAGCUGUUCGCCGAAAUGCGAGAGCGGCGAGAUGUGAGGCCGAACCACGCCACCUUCUUGAGCAUUCUGUCAGCGUGUGCACACGCUGGGCUGCUGUCUCAGGGCCAGGAGGCUUUCCAGAGCAUGGAGAGUGAGUACUUGCUGCAGCCACGGAUGGAACACUAUGCUUGCAUGGUGGACUUGCUGGGUAGAUUCGGAAGCGUGCGGCAGGCCUAUGAUUUCGUCAGAGGUAUACCAGUGAGGCCAAACUCUGAUGUGUGGACCGCGUUGCUUGGGGCGGCUACACUGCACGGGGAUAUGGACAUGGCCAACAUUGCAUCAAGGGAGGUCUUUGAGCUGAGCCGCAAGGGGAGACCAGGUGCCUACAUGGCGUUUUCCAACACACUUGCAGCAGCUGGGAAGUGGGAAGGCGUGCACGAUGUUAGGGAGAUGAUGAAACAACGAGGCGUGCUGAAAGACACUGCCUGCAGCUGGGUCGGCUCUGAGAACCCGCCGCUUGUCGACUGAUGUACAGGAACGAUCAUGGUUGAUAUAGUCAGAGUGAACGCAGACACAAGGCACCAGAGAAUCAGAACAGUGCCUUUGAAAGAAAAAGCAAGAACCGGAACAGUCCCUUUGAAAGAAAAAGAGAGAACCAGAACAACAUUUAUGAAGCAUGACAAGUUGUCCAGUUCUAAUUAUCAGAAUAUAUUCAGUUUUCAUUUAUCGAACGCUGCAUUCGAUUGGGACACCGACAAUCAAAGUCAGUGAAAUGUCUUUUCUGGAUUACAAAAGUCGACAAGCAGCACAUAUAUUAGACAACAAAGAAGUGGAGACUGAGCAGCCAGCGAUUCAAAGUGCUUGCUGCUGUCCGCGUUCAUUGAGGGUGCUGCUGGCCUGCUGCAUGCCCACGUCCAACUGCCUGCCCUCGAUUAACCGUGGCCGUUGAGGCCGCUGCGUCACUCCCACCCGUUGCCCUUGAGAAACAGUCUCCACUUCACCAAAGCCUGCAGCGCCCAACAUCAAUUAACCAUCAGUAGGUUCAGGCUCGAAUCGUCUUUUACCUUUUCCUUUUUUGGUUCUUGCACAAAAUAGUUAGAAUGGUGGACCCAUGUUGUCCAAUUGUUUCCUCAUAGAGGUUAAUGUAAAUAUGUUGAUCGCAAUGGUGGAUGGGGUGGCAUAUUUUGUCUUCUGUUGACCAAGAAUAAUUCUUCAUGUUUUGCAUUAGGAAUGAACGAAUAAGGAGUUGGAAAUGCAAAACAUUUGAGCAGUAGAAAACAAAUUGAGUGCAGUGAUAUUUUUCUUUGAUGGAUUAAUUUAGUCAUGAAUACACGGCAUUUUGCCUACUUUUGGGA